Molecule: messenger RNA, 2602 nt
Organism: Chiloscyllium plagiosum (whitespotted bambooshark)
Lineage: Eukaryota; Metazoa; Chordata; Chondrichthyes; Orectolobiformes; Hemiscylliidae
Source: RefSeq, a predicted model, not a curated record
GAAGACUCAUGAGCUGGGUUGAAAGAUGUCUCCAGUCCUGUCCAACUAACACCAGGUUAGAACUUGCAGUUUGGCUACCAGUAAGACAGAACCUGGCCUGUUUAUUGAAGAAUGGAUCAGAAUUUCAACCGUUCUGUGAAAUUCCAGCCCGCUUCCUGGCACAACAUUUCAUUGCUGGCAGAGCAAUUCCAGUUCUGCUCGGACUCAGUGAGUAGUACCACCUUUCUCAUCGUGGCCUACAGUGCAGUGAUGGCAGUGGGCAUGAUUGGCAACAUGUGCCUGGUUCUGGUCAUUAUGAGGCAGAAGGAAAUGCGUAAUGUGACCAAUAUCCUGAUCGCCAACCUGUCAUGCUCAGAUAUCCUCAUUACCACCCUUUGCCUCCCGGUGACAGUGAUUUAUACCAUGAUGGACCGUUGGAUCCUUGGUGCUGCACUUUGCAAGUUGACCCCAUUUGUUCAGUGCACGUCAGUUACUGUGUCCAUCCUCUCCUUGGUCCUGAUUGCUUUGGAGAGACAUCAGCUGAUUAUCAACCCAACUGGUUGGAAGCCAGCAGUGGGCCAUGCAUACUUGGCAGUUGCUCUCAGCUGGCUAGUUGGAAGUUUAAUCUCUUUACCUUUUAUCUCCUUCAAUGUCUUGACCAGUGAGCCCUACUCAAACAUUUCCUUUCUCCCAGACUCUUUCAAGGAUCAUGCAGCUUGUAUUGAAAGCUGGCCUUCAGAGCAGCAGAAGCUGGCCUACACCACCUGCCUCUUGGUCUUCCAGUAUGGCUUGCCCCUGCUUCUGAUGCUGACCUGUUACUUCCGGAUCUUCCUGCGUCUCCGAAGGCGCCGAGAGAUGGUGGACCGUGCAAGGGAUGGGAAUCACCGGGUCAGCCACAGUCGGAAGAUCAACAUCAUGUUGGCAUCUAUUGUUGUGGCCUUUGGCCUGUGUUGGCUACCACUCACAGUUUUCAACACGGUAUUUGAUUGGAACCACGAGGCCAUCUCCAUCUGUCACCACAACCUCAUCUUUUCGCUUUGUCACCUGACAGCUAUGCUGUCCACCUGCGUCAACCCAGUCAUCUAUGGCUUCCUCAAUACUAACUUCCAGAAGGAAGUGAAGGCCAUGUUGUACCGUUGUCGUUGUGGUGGGACUUCAGACACCUACGAGAGUUUUCCUUUGUCCACAGUCAACACUGAACUGUCGAAAGCUUCCGUAUGCCAUUAAUUGUGUCUAACUUCAGCUGCAUUGUGCCUUUUGUGGAUCAUUUGACACUCGUUCUUGCUGUUUAUGUCUGCAGCAAUUACAUCAUUCCCCUCAUGCCAAGUCUCACUGCUGAGAGUUGUUGGUCUGCGCCGAGAUGGUCUGGCUCCAGCAGUCGUGGAUGACUUGUCAAUGCUCUGUUGUCAAUGCUUUGAAAAUCUGGACCCCUGAAAUGCACCAUCACGGGGAGGCUGUAAGUUACUUGCCUUAAAGUGACCUGCCUUCAAGUAACAUUGACACUGAAUUUGUGAGACAAUGGUUCCAAAAUGUACCUGGCAUGGGUGAGGUGACAAUAUGCAGUGGAUUGUUUGUGUAACUUAUUGGGCCUCUGGCUGACCAAUCUGCUGGUUCCUCCUAAUCUCACAUGGUCCUUUACUAGCUCCACACAACUGAGUGGGGGGGCACAGCCUGGGUACCCAUGGAAGGUGGGGAUAAGGGAAAUAUUACAGAUGAGGCUGCAUGCAUUUCCCAUCAACCCCAAAGUGAUACUGAAAGCAUCAUUACCGGCAGGUAGAUGUUCAGGUCAAGAAGUGCUCAGUGGCAAGGCAUCAGUGCAGGAUUUGUACAGCUAUCGUGUUGCCUGAAUGGAACCACGCCAGGGGAGCCUCAUGUGAUGCAGCGCUCAGUGUCAUGGCAAAUCUGGAGGGCCUGGUAGCAAGACUCCUUUACCUUCUGCCUUUAGAACUGAGCCGCAAGGAGGACCCUGAAAAUGAGGGACAAGAAAAGGAUGUCAUUUUUUCCUUUUCAAGUUAUUCAAGCGGUUUUGUAGUCGUUUGUGGAUGAGACAAUGGUGCUGGAGGUGGGGAGGAAAGGAAAUGAAGUGCUGGGAAAUUGUCAGUCUGAGUUCAGCCUUUUCAGUAUGUGUUAACAGAAAAAUGCAUGAGCUUGUUUAAACUGUGUAUCAAUGUUAUAUUUGUAUGUCAUUUUGCCACAUUUACAGGGGCCAAACUACUUCAGUCGAGAAUCUUCAACAGACAGAAGGGGGUUUAACGGAAAAGGGACAGGUCUGAUGAACUGGAUCUGGAAUGUUUGAUUCAACAGAUUGGUGAAUAAGGCAUAUGGAGCAAUGUUCUGUGGAUAUUCUUUCCUUUUUUUAAGAGUACCUAAUAUGCAAACUGCCCUGAUUGAGUUUCUGCAAAAUGCAAAAUCAAAGAUAAUGGACUAUGGGUGUGGUGGUUAUCAGUUUGUAAAGGCAGUUUUAUGUCUGGGGGCAAAUCUCACCGAAGUUCCAGAUUAGUGUUCUGUAAAUAAAACACAUUUCUUUCUCUUCUAACUUCAGACGAAUGAUCUUUUGAUCAGUUGAAGUAUUGCUGGAAUGAGAUACUGCUUUUGAAUGCUCCAAUAAAAUCGAUAAGGCUGA